AUGGAAACAGAUUCCACUAUCCCACUCUGGCAGAACAAACCACAUGGAGCUGCUAGAAGUGUAGUGAGGAGGAUUGGGACUAACCUGCCCUUGAAGCCAUGUCCUCGGGGAUCCUUUCAGACACUACCCAACAUCUCUGACCUAUAUCUGAGCGAUGUGCCCCCUGUCCCUACUUUGGCUGAUAUUGCCUGGAUAGCAGCAGAUGAAAAGGAAAUCUAUGCUCGAGUCAGGAGUGACACCUGGCCCUUGCGACAUAAGGGGAAGCCCAGCCCACUGUUCAUCAUGCAGCGCAAUGCCUCAGUGCCCAGCCUUCGAGGGCAGGAGGAGAAGCUCCUGGCCUUGAAGAAGCCUGGUCUACCAGCCCUCAGCUGAACCACUGAACUAUAAGAUGAGUUAAGUCACCUACGCAGCCAGAUUGCCAAGAUUGUGGCAACAGAUGCAGAAAGUUCCAAUGUCUCUUCUCCCUUACCUUGUUUUGGAUCCUCAUUCCACUCUACAACUUCCUUUGUCAUUAGUGACAUCACAGAGGAGGCUGAGUUAGAAGGUCCUGAGCUUCCAUCGGUUCCCAUACUUUGUUCUGCCAGCUCUGAAUGUUGUAAAACUGACUCCAAAGCUGCCUGCAGCUUGGCUGAAGAUGAGGAUUGUGUGUCUCUCUCAAAGGCUAGCAGCUUUGCAGACAUGAUGGGCAUCCUGAAGGAUAUUCACUGCAUGAAGCAGAGCCAAGACCUGAAUCGGAGCUUGAUGAAGGAAGAAGACCCUGCUGUCCUCAUUUCCGAGGUGUUGAGGAGAAAGUUUGCUCUGAAGGAAGAGGAUAUCAGCAUGAAAGGAAACUGA
Messenger RNA from Dromiciops gliroides (monito del monte), 834 nucleotides. RefSeq names its product mitochondrial fission regulator 1-like. Gene Ontology annotation, biological process: aerobic respiration; mitochondrial fission. The record is from RefSeq and is a predicted model, not a curated record. The transcript has a single exon. Gene Ontology annotation, cellular component: mitochondrion. NCBI's taxonomy places the organism in Eukaryota, Metazoa, Chordata, Mammalia, Microbiotheria, Microbiotheriidae.